Molecule: messenger RNA, 573 nt
Organism: Elaeis guineensis (African oil palm)
Lineage: Eukaryota; Viridiplantae; Streptophyta; Magnoliopsida; Arecales; Arecaceae
Source: RefSeq, a predicted model, not a curated record
UUAAGGGGAGUGGUUUUUUUAUUCAGUUCUUUUAUAAAAAUCAAUCUUUCCCAGAAAAACAAGGUCAAUAGGCAUCCAGCCUCCGCCCUCGCCUUCGUCGGUUUGAGAGAGGUUCUAAAGUACGCGAUCAUGGUGUGCUUGGCCUGCCUUCUGCCCCUCUUCCUCAUCCCAGUCGUCAACGCCUUGCCGUUGCUUGUGCAUUUCAUCCUCGGUAAGGUGUACAGACUUUUUGGUUGGGAAUACAGGAAACCUGAAAGAGUUCCUCCUGCUUGCCCUUACAAGCCUGUGAAGGAGAAGGAUACUCAAGGUGGCAGUGAGAAACACACAAAACCAGAAUCUCAGAAAGUGUCUGAAAACGAGAAGCAAGAAUGACGCUCUGAGACCCAUGUGUAGUGCUCCAUUUGCUUGCAGAUUGGAAUACCAUAUCCAAAGACUUAUUCAAAAAUAAUAGAAAAACAGAAAAUGUGAAGACCAAUGAGCAUCAUCUUUUUGUUAAAUCAUUUGCUAUGCUUGCUUCAAUUUAGUACAUUCCCACUUUCCAAAGAUAAACCAGUGAUUGACUGCAUUUGUACA